Messenger RNA from Colletotrichum chrysophilum, 2049 nucleotides. RefSeq lists its product as uncharacterized. The coding region runs from base 1 to 2049 and encodes 682 amino acids. Gene Ontology annotation, biological process: regulation of transcription by RNA polymerase II. Gene Ontology annotation, molecular function: DNA-binding transcription factor activity, RNA polymerase II-specific; RNA polymerase II cis-regulatory region sequence-specific DNA binding. Gene Ontology annotation, cellular component: chromatin. Lineage: Eukaryota; Fungi; Ascomycota; Sordariomycetes; Glomerellales; Glomerellaceae. The record is from RefSeq and is a predicted model, not a curated record. The transcript has 2 exons.
AUGGAUCAACAGGCCCAACGCGGUCGCUCACCGUCUGCGGGGCAUCAACAGCCUCAUAUAAGACAACCCUCGCAUUCCCCAUCGCCGAAUCCGUUUCAGCCCACCGACGCAGGAAACAUUGGACUCGGCCUCGGCUUGGAUCAAUCAGCUACACAAGCCUUCUCCGGACCCGCCUCCGCCGACUUCAACACCUUCAACAACAAUAACAACUUCCUGAACGGCCAGCAGAACGGCCAGUCAUUCAACCAGUCCGCCGCCUUCGCGAACCAGAGCUCGGCCGGCUUCCUCGACCCCAACUUCGCCUCCGGCGACUUUCCUCUCUUCCCCUCCAACACUACUCAGGGCGAGCAGCAGUACAACACCGGAGUCUUCGACCAGAGCAGCCUCAACCCAGGCGACAUGAACAUGGCCAUGCCUCAGAGCCACCACUCGCCGACCCCUCCCCACCUGCUCAACCCCGACCCCCACCAGACACCCUCCGCGCACCAGUCUCCGGCCUUCAACCAACACCAGUUCUCGUCGCCCCCUUCCGGUCACUCGAGAAACGCCUCACUCGGGCCCGAGGCCGCUCUGCUGCCGAACCAGCUGAACGAAUGGAGUCAACCCCAGUUUCAGGGCCACCGGAGGUCUCCGUCCGAGUACUCGGACGUCUCUUCCGCCGCCCCGUCGCCUAACCUCGUGAGCGCCGACAGCUUCGAGGCGGUCGACCAGCGCCAUUCGCCCAUGCAGCGCCCGCAAGACUCUGGUCUUUACCAGCAGAUUCAGGGCUUCGACAGCUUCACAAUUUCGGACCCGGCGCUUAGCAGCCCCAACCUACAUGGCCGGAGCCCCUCCCACAGUCCGGCCAUCUCCCCGCGCAUCCUCCCCCAGACGAUGCCCGAGCUCAACCAACCGACCAACUUUGGCCUCGCUGCCCAAAAUGCCGGAUAUGCUGCCGGCUACGCGGGCCAGGAGGCUUUUCCGACACUGCAGCAACAUGAGAUGCCCCAGGUUGCGCCAGCUAUCAACAUCGAGUUUGCGCCUACUUCAAGAUCGAACAACUUCGAGACCCCCAAGCCUCCCAUGGAUCAAGAUUCCUUGACUCCUCCUGACCGAGGCCGUCCCCGAUCCCGUCCACGCGCGGUUACGGACCCUUUCAACAGCGGCGGCCCCGGCAUGGUUCGCCAGACUCCUUCAGGCAGCUUGUCCCCUCACCUGGGUGUCGAUCUGUCGAGAGACUCCUCGCGAUCACUCUCACCGCUCGACCGACAGGCCACGAGUCCCAAUCGCAGAAGACAGUCGACAUCGGCGGUGCCCAAUAACGUCAUUGCGUUGAGACUGGCAGACCCCGAAUACCAAAACUCCCAGGAUAACGGCAACGCGAAACGUGUGCAGAAGCAUCCUGCCACCUUCCAGUGCACGCUGUGCCCGAAACGAUUCACGAGAGCUUACAACUUGCGAUCCCAUCUGCGCACACACACAGACGAACGUCCAUUCGUAUGUACAGUUUGCGGCAAGGCGUUUGCUCGGCAGCAUGACAGAAAGAGACACGAGGGGCUGCACUCGGGAGAGAAGAAGUUUGUCUGCAAGGGCGAUCUGAAGGCUGGUGGCCAGUGGGGCUGCGGCCGUAGAUUUGCGCGUGCGGAUGCGCUUGGCAGACAUUUCCGUUCUGAAGCAGGUCGGAUCUGCAUCAAACCCUUGCUGGACGAAGAAAUGCUUGACAGACAACGUGCUUGGCAAGAACAGCGGAUGCAACAGCAAAACAUGCAAAAUAUGGCCGCCCAAGGUGCCAUGAUGGAGCCGGGCUACCCUAUGGAUACCAGCGGCCAGUACAUGCUGCCUGCCGCACUGCUCGCACAGUACCCAGCACUCGCGCAAAUGAACUGGUCUGCGCCGGACGCAAGCAGCGGCCUGGAAGACGACAUUUCAGGCCGUUCAUCGUUCGAAGCUAGCGACUACGAAGGUGACGAUGGCGGUUAUGUCAGCGGACCCGGCACAGGGUUUGGCGAGGGUGGCAUGAGCCAAGGGUUCGGCGAAGUUGGUUACGCCAGCGACUACGGCGGUCGGUAG